AUGACAAAUAUCACAAUUGUUACUGAAUUUAUCCUCUUGGGAUUUUCUACCAGUGAAAAUAUGUACAUUUUGCAUUCAGUGCUCUUCUUGUUGAUUUAUUUGUGUGCCCUGAUGGGGAAUGUCCUCAUUAUCAUGAUUACAACUUUGGACCAUCAUCUCCAAACCCCCAUGUAUUUCUUCCUGAAGAAUCUCUCAUUCUUGGAUCUCUGCCUUAUUUCAGUUGCAGCCCCCAAAUCCAUUGCCAACUCUUGGAUACACAACAACUCCAUUUCAUUUCUUGGCUGUGUUUCCCAAGUUUUUCUGUUGCUUUUUUCAGCAUCUGCAGAGCUGUUCCUUCUCACCAUGAUGUCCUUUGACCGCUAUGCUGCUAUAUGCCAUCCUCUGCGCUAUGAAGUCAUCAUGAACAGGGACACAUGCAUGCAUUCAGCAGCUGUGUCGUGGUUGUAUGGGGGUCUGAUAGCUGUGAUGCACACCGCUGGCACAUUCUCCUUAUCCUACUGUGGGUCCAAUAUGGUCCAUCAGUUCUUCUGUGACAUCCCACAGUUAUUAGCUAUUUCUUGCUCAGAAACUUUGGUAAGAGAAAUCGUGCCCAUCUUCAUCAAUGUGGUUUUGGAUUUCUGCUGUUUGAUAUUCAUCAUCAUUACCUAUGUCUACAUCUUCUCAGCUGUCAGGAAGAUUCCCUCAACAGAAGGCCAGUCAAAAGCCUACUCCACUUGCCUUCCACACCUGGUGGCGGUUGUACUAUUUCUUCUCACUGGUUUCAUUGCUUAUCUGAAGCCAGUUUCAGAGUCUCCUUCUAUUUCUGAUGUUGUAAUUUCUGUGUUCUACACUAUGAUGCCCCCAACCUUUAAUCCCAUCAUAUACAGUUUAAGAAACAAGGCCAUGAAGGUAGCUCUGAGGAUGUUAAUAAAGGGAAGGCUCAGCAAGAAGUAA
Messenger RNA from Carlito syrichta (Philippine tarsier), 933 nucleotides. Its product is annotated as olfactory receptor 14A16. The record is from RefSeq and is a predicted model, not a curated record. Gene Ontology annotation, molecular function: odorant binding; olfactory receptor activity; G protein-coupled receptor activity. Bases 1 to 933 code for a protein of 310 amino acids. The transcript has a single exon. Gene Ontology annotation, cellular component: membrane. NCBI's taxonomy places the organism in Eukaryota, Metazoa, Chordata, Mammalia, Primates, Tarsiidae. Gene Ontology annotation, biological process: G protein-coupled receptor signaling pathway.